This is a messenger RNA of Adineta ricciae, 2886 nucleotides long. The record is from the annotation of a GenBank genome assembly. Lineage: Eukaryota; Metazoa; Rotifera; Eurotatoria; Adinetida; Adinetidae.
AUGUUAACCUUUUAUUUCAUAAGCUGCUUGAUCGUAUUUUCUCAACUCGAACUCAAUGCUCAUUCAUACAACAAUCCGCAACGCGGGAUAACCACUGUUGACAUGCCUGAUAUCGUCAAAACUGAUCCGAAAUAUCGCAUUGAUUGUGCACCAGACAUUGAUGAGUACCAUUCAUUCUGUGAGCUUAAUCUUUCUAAAAAUCGAACAACAAAUGUCACUAACUCAAUUUGCACUGCUCGUGGAUGUGUUUGGGAUCCAAUUAACGCAGGACUGAAUAUAACUACUUGUUAUAUACCAUUGGAAAAAGGAGGAUAUGGUUUAGUAGGAGAACCCAAUGUAAUUUCGAAUACCACGACACGAUAUACACUGAACCGUCAAGCAAUUAGCGCAGCUAAUGAUGUGUCGUUGUUCAAUCGUGAUAUUGAUGAUUUAGAUGUUCAGGUUAGUGUUUCUGGUGUGAAUAUGGUGCGAAUGACUAUACGAGAUGCCAAUAGUCAACGUUAUGAAGUUCCUGUACCAAUUCGUUGGAAUCCGUCGGUAUCAAGUGCAAUGCCAGCUAGAAUUAUUCAAUUUCAAAUGACUAAAACAACGAACGAUCAAGUAGGUUUUCGUGUUCGACGUACAAAUACUCAAUCGAUCAUCUUCGACACAACAUUUUUCGCCAAUGGUUUUAUCUAUGACGAUAAUUUUCUUCAAUUGGUUACAACAAUUCCAUCAAGAAAUAUUUAUGGCUUUGGAGAAAAUACUCAUCGAUCAUUUCGACACAUUCUCAAACAAUCCUAUCGUUAUCCGAUGUUUGCGCGAGAUCAAUGGCCAACCGGAGUCAAUGAAAAUCUCUACGGUGUACAUCCAUUCUACAUGGUAAUCGAGUCCGACGGACAAGCCUUUGGAAUCUUCAUAUUAAAUUCAAAUGCACAAGAUUACAAAUUUGAUGAGUUCGAUACCAAUCAAGCCAUGCUAACCUACCGAACAAUCGGGGGAAUUUUAGAUAUUAUGGUUUUCGCAGGACCAACUCCCGAACAAGUUAUUCAACAAUAUCAAUCAGUCAUUGGCAAACCGUAUAUGCCUCCGUAUUGGGCAUUGGGAUUUCAACUUUCACGAUACGGUUAUAAUUCAUUGAAAAAUAUGAAGGCAGCGAUGAAUAGAACAUUAAAUGCAAAUAUUCCUCUUGAUAUAAUGUAUGGAGAUAUUGAUUAUUUUUACAAGAGGCUCGACUUUACUUGGAAUCCAGUUGACUUUGAUGGUUUACCUGAGUAUGUCGAUUGGUUGCAUGAAAAUGGAAUGAAGUUCAUUACGAUUCUCGAUCCUGCAAUUGAUUCGGAAGAGAAAAAUUAUUCAACGUUUACUGAAGGACAAAAAGCAAAUAUUUGGAUCAAAUGGCCAGAAGAUCGCAACCUACAACUGAACGAAACGGGUAAUCGAAAUAUGCUUGGCUAUGUAUGGCCAGAUGGUAAAACUGUAUUUCCAGAUUUUUUCUAUCCGGCAACGUCCGACUGGUGGAAAUCUGAAAUUCGACAAUAUUAUUCCAAACUCAAGUUUGAUGGCCUUUGGAUUGAUAUGAACGAACCAGCUAAUUUUGACACGAAUAAAGAUGCACCGUGGAAUUGGAACCGACCCGAAUUAUGGAAUCUUCAUUGCCCAAUCGACAAAGAAUUGUUAGAAAAUCCUCCAUACAAAACUGCAAUUUGCAGUGAUUAUCUAUCGGAUAAAACUUUAUGCAUGAUAGGCGAACAAACUAAUGGACGAGGACAGUUAUAUAAGCAAUACAAUGUUCAUAGUUUAUAUGGAUGGUCAGAAACAUUAAUUUCCCUAGCAGCUGCUCGUACAACAGAUAAUAAACGAUCUGUUGUCAUCAGUCGAUCGACUUUUCCGUCGUCGGGAGCUUACGUUGGACAUUGGUUAGGUGACAAUGCUGCUGAUUGGUCACAUCUGAAAUAUAAUAUUAUUGGCAUGCUAGAAUUCAAUCUCUUUGGUAUUCCUUACAUUGGUGCUGAUAUUUGUGGUUAUUUUAACAAUGCAACGGAAGAAAUGUGUCAACGUUGGAUGCAACUAGGCGCAUUCAAUCCGUUUUUUCGAAAUCACAAUGGUUUUGGUUUCAUUGACCAAGAUCCGGGUAUAUUUUCAGCCAAAGCGAUAGCAUCCAACCGUCGAGCUGUUGAACUGCGCUAUACACUGAUUCCAUACCUAUACACUCUUUUUCAUCGGGUGCAUACUUCCGGCGGUACCGUCGUGCGUUCUAUGGCACAUGUAUUUCCAUCCGAUGUGGAAUGUUUGUCAUUAGAUGAACAAUUUCUAUGGGGUUCAUCGUUGCUGAUCGCUCCUGUAAUCUAUGAAAAUCAUGUCAACAAAUCGCUCUAUCUGCCAGCAACAGAUCGAUGGUUCGACUAUUACACGGGCGAAGAACAACUGACCACUGGCAAGGUUACAAUCUCGGCACCGUUGGAGUUCAUGCCAUUGUAUCUUCGUGGCGGCGCUAUUAUACCACAUCAACAGUCGGCUGUGAACACAGUUGCAGCACGAAAGAAACCUCUCUAUCUCAUUGUUGCUUUAGAUAGUACGCAAUAUGCGAGUGGAGAACUCUUUUGGGAUGAUGGAGAUUCGAUCGAUACAUAUCAACGAUCGAUUUAUAACUAUUUUCUUUUUAAUCAUGGGCCACAACGUUUAACUAUUCAACCGUGGGUAUACAAAUAUCCUCAAAUGAGUAAUGAAACCAAAUUAGACGAAAUUAGAAUCUAUGGGCGGAGCACUCGUCCAGUAAGAAUUCUAUGGAAUGGGCAAGAGGUGACGCCAGUGACUCAAUGGACAUUCAAUACUACCAGCAACGUUUUGACUAUGACAAAACUAGCUUUGAAUAUGUCUAAAACUCAUCGAUUCACUUUUUUGUAA